This is a messenger RNA of Condylostylus longicornis, 3716 nucleotides long. RefSeq names its product protein THEM6. The coding region runs from base 1041 to 1865 and encodes 274 amino acids. Lineage: Eukaryota; Metazoa; Arthropoda; Insecta; Diptera; Dolichopodidae. The record is from RefSeq and is a predicted model, not a curated record. The transcript has 4 exons.
AAAAAUCUUUAAUUUAAUUUUUAUUAAAGAAUUUUUUUAUAUUUUUUAAUUUUUCAUUAUUAAAAAAAAAAUUUAUUUUUUUCCAGUUCUUUGUUUUUUUUUUUUUUUGGAAUUUUUGCCAGUAGUUAUUUGGUUCGAAUUUACAAAUGCAUAUGAUGUGAAAUUUAAAAUAAACAAAAAAUAAAAAUGAUUUCCGAAUUAAGGAUUUUUGUUUUCCAUUAAAAUUAAAGAACUAGAAGAACAAGAAAACAAUGAAUUUUUAAUAAUUAUUUAAAAAGAAAUGAAUUUAAUAUAAAAAAAAUUUUAAAUGUAUGGUGGUAUUAAAAAAUUUUAUAUGAAUCUGUGAUUAUUAUCCUUUUCUUAAAUAUCCUUUAUAUGUAUUGUGUACCUAUAUGAUAAAAUAUAAAAUAAGUGAAAAGAAAAAUCGAAAAACAUUAAAUUUAAAAAAAAAAAAAUAAAAUAUUUUUCCAAUAAUUUUUUUUUUUGAAUUUUUUCCGUGCGUCCUGUUUAUCGGUGUGUGUCUGUCAUUUUUAGUGUGAAUAAAUAAAAAAAAAACAAAUUCUUUAUUAAAUAAAAAAAAGUACCGCAAAUUAUACAACAAAAAAAAUUUUUGCAUAAUAUUUGGAUGUGCAUAUUACGGUCAUUAUGAAAAAAUGUAAAUAAAAAAUCAACAACAUGUACUUAAAACUUCAAAAAUCAUAAAUUAAAAUGAAAAUUUCAAAAAUAAUUAAAAGGACCUUCACAAAUUAAAACAAAAUUCAUCUAAUUUUUUCUAAAUGUGUGUAUGUAAAUUAAAUAAUAAAUUUUAAAUACCAAAUAUAUAAUAAAAAUAAUAUGAAAAAUAAUCUCAUUAAAUUUUAUUACAAUUUUGAAGAUGUUUCAAUAAUAAUAAUUUUUAUUAAAGUGAUAACAAAAAUAAUAUUUUAAAAUUCACAUUUAAAUUAAUUUAUAGAAAUAAAAAUAAUAAAAAAUUAUUAAAAAGUUUUAAAAAAAAUUUUCAUAAUUGAGAAAGAAAUAAUAAUAAUUAAAAUAAAAGAAAAAUGGUAGUUUGGUGUUAUAUUUUAGCUAGUAUACUAGGAGUUGUUAUUGGAACCUAUCUCCUAUUGGAAAUUCAUUAUUUUAUAAGAAUAGCAAUCAGUGUGUUACUAGCCAGAUAUGUUAAGAAAAGAAUACGUAUUAUGGAUACUGCAAUAUUUACAAGUUUUUGUAUAACGAACGACAUUGAUGUUUAUUUAAAUCAUAUGAAUAAUGCUAGAUAUUUACGUGAACUAGAUUUUGCUCGAGUUGAUUUUUAUGAAAGAACUGGUCUAUAUAAAGUAAUUGUUUCUAAAAAUGGCACUAUUGUUCAAGGAGCAACAACAAUACGUUACAGAAGAUUUAUACGAGUUUUUUCAAUUUUUAAAAUUGCAUCUAGGGUAAUUUAUUGGGAUGAACAAUCAAUAUAUUUAGAGCAUCGAUUUAUAAAUCCAAAGGAUAAUUUUAUACAUUGUAUUGCAGUUUGUAAACAACGUUUAAUUAAUUGUUCAGCUAAUGAAGUAAUGACAAUAUUAUUAAGCCGAGAAAAUCAUAAAACAUUACAAUCACCAACAGCAUUAACAAAAUCAAUUCAUUCACAAAAUUCUGUACCAACAACUAAUGGUACAACAAAUACAACAUCAGAAACAAAUGGAACAGCUAAUGGUAAUGAUGUUCAUAAUAAAAAUGGGAGUGCAACCGAAACUAUUGUUAUGCAACAUGAUAUUAGUCGUAUUGAAAAUGGUGAUAUGACUAAAUUUAAACCAGAAAUUCCAGCUGACAUUUUAAAAUGGAUAGAAUAUAAUGAAAUAUCAAGUAGUAAUUUAAAAAAAUUAAGUAAUAAUUGCUGACCAUAAAAUUAAUAAUAUUAAAAGGGUAUACUUACACGAUCCUAUAUAUUUAUAAAUAUAACUAAUGUUCGUGUAUGUUUAUGGUUAAAAUAAUUGAAGGUAAUCAGGUCCACUAUAUAAUAUGUAAUUAUUAUAUAGUGUAGUGACAUUAAGGAUUUAAGGAUCUUCAAUAUAAUUCUAUAUAUAUUUUUAAAAUAUAUUAUAUGGCAAAUCUUAAAAUUAUUAAUGUCAUGAAAUAAUAAUGAUUUGCAUUUAUAGAAAUAGGGAGUAGAAAGAAAUAAAAACAAAAAAAUGCUUAUGAAAUGGGCCCAGAAUAUUUGAGAAAAUGUAUGUAUAUGAGCUCGAGGUUAAGGGUUAAAAUCAUGACUGAUGUUAAAAGAUUGUGAUAAUGUAAGCUGGAAAAAAUGGAAUUUCCAACAAAUUUCUAUUAUAUUAGCAAGUUUUUUUUUAAUAGAAUACAAAAUUUAAAUCACUAAAAUUUUAAAGAAAUAAAUUAGAAAAUAUUAGGACAUUUUAAUAAAUAUAAUUCAAAAUCGAAUUUAAUGUAGAUUUUUCUAAGUAAAAAAAAAAAACUCAAAAUUUAAAUUGUAUUUUAUAAAAAUUUUGCCUGUUAUUUUUUUACUAUGCUUAUUAUAAAAUAAAAAAAAAAAACAUUAUUAAAGUAAAUUUAACGCGAUAUUGUGUAACGAAUUUAGACUAUAUUCUAUUUAGUACAUAUAAAAUGUGCUAACCGAGAUAAUGAUUAAUGUUGUUCUGAUUUCUUGCUUCGAAUUCCGAAAUUCGUAUAGUUUUACGAGGUAAUUAUCUGAUACUCAUAAAUGUUCGUAUUACCAAUUUAAAUUUUUUUAAUAAUUUCGUUGUUACUAUGAUUAUAUAAUUAACCACAUUAGGUAUACAAAUACAAAAUAGUAAUUUGUUGGUAUUAUAAAAAAUUUCCUUAUUUAAUUUUUAAAAUAAUUUGCGAAACACAUUUUCAUUCUUUAUUUUCAUUAAUCUGUUUUAAAAAGUGAACUUAUUGUGAAUUUUAAUUUAUUACUGUGAAUUUUCUGUUAAAAAUUGCAGAAUGUGUUUUCUAAUAUACGUAUUUUUUAUAAGUCAGUAUUGUGUUGUUUGCCUGUGUAUAUUUUUCAUCAAAUAUAUUAUUUGUUAUAUUAAAAUUAUAACAGUUUUUUAUACCGAUAGAAAUUCAUACAUUCUUUUUAAAAAAUUUUAAAUAAUAUGGUGUGCGUCUUUAAUUGGUUUGAAAACAAAAUAAGUGGUUCACGUUCAUGAUUACAUAUUUACUUGUAUAUUAUGCUCUUAUUGUUAUACAUUAAAUUAGGAAAUUUUUAUUAUUUUGUUCACAAUAGAAUUUUUAAUUAAUUUUUAAUAAUUUCUUAUUUAUUAAAAUAUAAAUUUCUUAUUAUAAAAUUUAAAUGCAACAAUACAUAUUUGUUUUUCUAAUAACCUAAUCUGGCUGAAUAUUUGUCAUAAUAGUUUAGUUUAAAAAUUUAGCGCUUGCUAUAGUUUUAAACUCUUGUUUAGUAAUAUUAUUUUGGUAAUUUAUAUCCCAGUGAUUGUAUCACAAAAUUAUUCAAAGGCAUGAUUGAAUUGAAUUUUAUAUAUUAGGCACAAAUUAAGAAAUCUUAUUUGUUUAAUCAAUUUAUUUAAAACUAUAAUUUAGUCAUAUAAUUUUGUAAUUGAUAUUUAAAUAUUAAUCUUGUGAUCAUAAAAUUUUAGGGUCGAAUUUCCAUUAUUACAUGCAUAUUAAAAUCUAUAUAAUUAAUUUCAAAUUUAAAAUAAUUGUUAACUAUUAGAUUAUAAUAUAUAAUUUAUAGAUCAAACCUAAAAAAGAAGUAUUUCAAUUAUUAA